GCGCGCAGUGCCCGUGAGCUGAGUGUAAACACGUUUGAAUUCCGACUUUCAAUGUCAAACGAAUCAAAAACAUUCGACCAAUCGAUAUCACCGAAUCAAUCAACAAGUCCCACAACCCUAGGUGUUCGAAUCGAAUCUUAUCGGUUGUUUGUAAACAGUGAUGGGGUGAUUAAAUAUAGAAACGUUUUCGACGUGCUUGAAUCAUAGGAGAGUUUUAUUUUUCGAAAACGCGUUCCCGGUCGCUAUUUUCGUUUUCAGUGGUAACUAUUGUGUUUGUGUUUUGAGUGCUAGUGAUGUGAAUAACUGAAUAUUGGAUUAGUUUAGCGUCAACAUGUUCGGCGUGUUCAUCAAAAGGUGGAAUAAGAGAAUAUCGAACAACGAAAGAAUCGAAAGCCCCGGCACAGAUGGCAGCGUCUCUCCCGAACCACCCGAUCGGCCUCCCGGAAAGGUGCGACAAGUUCAUCCCGAGCAGAAAACUCAAGUAUUAGCCUACGAUUCCACCUAUCGCAAGAAGAACAAACCAAAGUCGCUCCCUCUGGAAGACAACCAAAUGUACAAUCAUUUGGCGAACGCGAAUGUCGCUAUGUCACCCAUGUAUCCUUUGACCCCAAAUAUUUGUAUGGAGGGAGGGAAAAUUGAGUUUAUCAAAUCGCCGUCUGGGAGUGCUAGAAACAGUGUGGCGCUAGUAUCUCCGCCGCAAACUCCGUUGUUGAUACGUCGUAGUUCGAAAGAAAGGCGCGAUGUGAGAGCGUGUAGUGACGAACCGGAGAAGUUCGACGGCGAUAAGGAACUUCUAGAAAAGCGCAUCAAGCAGUUAGAGGAUCAAUUAGAAGAAGAGAAGAGGCGUACGCAGCGUGAGCGUAUGGCCGUCACCAAACUACAAAACAAACUUAUCAAGCGCGAGGGUGCGGCGCGCAACGAUGCGGAGCGCGAGCGUCGCGCGCGCGGCGACUGGGAGGCGCGGGCUCGCGCUGCCGAGGCCGACGCUGCGAGGCUCGCCGGCAAGCUGCACGCUGCACAGCGAGAGAUUGCCAGGAUGGAGGACACGGUGCGCUCGCUGUUACAACACAAAAGCCGCGUGGAAACUCUGAAGCAGGAGAAGGUGUCGCUAUCUUCCGCGCUGGAGGCAUCGGCAGCGCACUACCAAAGCCAACUGUCGGCCUUGUCGGCGGAAAACGAGAGGCUCCGGAGCGAGUUGUCGGCCUUGUCGGACGGUGUCCACGACAGCGACCACGAGAAACGGUUGGACGAUGUCGCGCAGCAGGUCGUUCGAGCCCUGCUCUCACAGAAGAGUGUGCGAGAAGAAUUGGGAUGUGCACGUGCCAGAAUACGCGAACUGGAAGCUCAGAACAGAGCGUUGAGUUCAUUGCUCGUGAGGCAGCUACGGCCGCAGCCAAGACCUUCACCCGCCACGCCACAUACGCCGAUCACUCCCCAUACGCCGCGGGAUCUGCAAGUGCACCUAGUAGACGUAGGUUCCUGUGGUUCCCUGGUGUCCUUUCGAGACUCGCCCCCGCCGGCUCACCCCGCCCCGCAACCGCACCCUCUGAAUCAAGACGACAAACGCCGGCAUCAGAUCCUGGCUGACAUCUGGACUGAAUUAAAGGGUCUGGAAGUUACACCAGCCAACCUGGCGCGCGCACUCUCUGCAGUAGACCCGACCUUGUGGGCACCCCCAGCACGCCCGGCUACCCUUAGCCUCAGCGUGCCCCAACCCUGCCCUGAUCAGGCUCCUGGUGCAACCAGAGAAAAGGUGACGGAAGAGGAAAACGGCGAAGCGGGGGCGGAAUCUCCAGAAAGCGGGGCCAAAGACGAAGGCUACUCCACCAUGUCCAGUGACGUCCAAGCUGACGCUUCUCGACAGAGCGACCAUGCGGCAGACAGGGCUUUGCCUGAUCUUAACGAGGCAUCUGACGAAACAGACAACCAAACUAUUGUGUCUAUCAACCCUCGAGAAUCACGUCGACACGCCCGACUGCUUGCUGAAGCCGAUUACAUAUAUUUUCCAAUAGGUGUAGCGUUCGCGGGUGUUAGAGGCAGUUAUCCCCCUUCGAGACCAGUUCUACCCUUUCAGCAUGUUGUACGUAGUUUCUCAGACUCUCACCUAUGUUUAAAACUCUUAGCAAGCACAACAUGUCCAACUAGUUGUCUCGAAACCCCUUCCCCAAGCUCAGGAGUCUUACUUUUAGAUCUUAAACCAGCCCCGGAAAGACCCCUUAGAAGACCAGCUAUAGCAUCAACUACAAGUUCCGAAAGAGUUUCUUGGGGUAGUACACUUGAUGACCGUGGUGAAGGUUCACAGUACGAUGCAGAUUAUGUUCAGCAUUGGCUAGAAUUAGAUGAUGCAAGAUCUGCUUUGCAACAAAGGCAUAGGGAUCUGGCAGAUUUAGAAUACGAUAGGGCUGAAUUAGAAGACUGGAGUUUAUCUUUAUCAUGCGAGGAUCUACGAGAUAGGCAAUCUCCUUUUGCAGAAAUAACUACUCCAGGACAGAUAUCCCUCUCAACAUUACCUAGUAUUAGAGAAGAUGAUGCACUAGAAUUAGAAGAAGACGUAGGUGACUGUUUAUGGAAUGAUUGUGGUUUUGCGACUGUAGAAAUUGAUGAAUGUAGAAUAGCAGAUGAAGCAGAUAAUUCUGAAAAGAGAUGGGAAUACACUGGAAUGCAUUCUCCUGGUGGUUCGUGGUCCAGUGCAUCCGAUGUGCCCGAAAAGCAUUCUAGUGCUGCUUUAAGUGAAGACGGUGAUUGCACAAACGUGGGCUUAGAUUUUACGCGCGAUUUUUAUCGACUCGUCAAAUACGAAAGCACAAAAAGUUUAGCAUCGAACUCAUCUAAAGUUACAUCUCAAGAUCCUGCCAAUCAUUUGAGAAUUAAUGACGUCCAAACUGUGGCUAUCCAAGAUCGUGAACAAGCGCUUCAAAAUGUACUACAUUUUAUUGCGGAACAGCAGAAAUAUUGUCGUGAUAGAGAGGAAUCAGAUUCAAUGUCGUCUCGCCCUGCGUCUGAAAUUCGAGAAUUGCCUCCCCCUUACGCUGCAGCUGAUUUCGAUGACGAAUCAGUCGAUCCGCGCAGCGAGGUAUCGGAGGAUAGGCAAAGACCAGAUUCCUUUGGUAGUUUUUCUGAAAAUGACUCAUGUGAUGUUACUCCUCUUGACAGACCACGAGUCCCAUAUUGUGAUAUUGUAUCCGAGCCAAGAUCGACUCCUAGAUUUAUUGAAAGAGAAGAUCCCUACGCAGAGUCUGAAGAUUACUACGAUUUAUCGAGAGUUGAAAAUGUGGAAAAUGAAAUAAAUGACCAUCAUCUCAUAAAAGUUCAACGAAAGAAUGAGAUCAAUAAAAACAUUGAUAUCAGCAACUCAACAGAAUUAGACCAAACAAGUUCUAUGAAAGAUGAUAAAUCUAUUGAUAUUGAAUCUAGUCACAAUUCCGCUUUAAAGGAGAAUACUGUGAAUAUCAUGUUAAACAUGCAAACUCCGGCUGAAAGGGAAAUAGAGACUACUUUAGUUAAAUCUGCAAGUUUUCAAUUAUCCGCAGAAAGUGAGAUGUCUCUCGUAGAUGAAGUGUUAAGUGCUUGUAGAAGACCUGCAGGUGCAUUAGGUACUGUUCCAGAGGAGGAGGAGAGUUCAUCUCCAGAAACGAGCUCGCCUCAAAUGACUGAAUCAAAUACAACAAGCACGUCUACAGCUGAAACUGUGAUAAUAAGUAAUAAGAAUGACGGAGCUCAUAGAGAUGUAAGACGUAGAACUGAAAAGAGUCGCAUACCCACUUUAAUGGGAGGUAAAAGGCCGCCGUCAUCGCCGCAUAGGACGAGGUCUAAAAUUCCAGUUUCAGAAAAAAGUCGGGCUGGAUCAACGCCAGUAGCUACAAAUGCCGAAGCAAUAAUCGUUAAACAAGAAAACACGUUAAGUUUUCACGAGGCAGCUACUUCGAAAGAGGUCAUUGAGGAACUUAAUAGAAUGAUUCGCCAAAGUGAAGGUGGAGCUGCAAUAGCGGAAGCGAAGAAUGAAGAGCGACAAGAAAAAACGUACACUCAAAAGGACAGCGCAUUAUGGGCGCCGACUGGAUGGGUGCACGUUGAAAAAGAUAUCGACUUUAGUGAUCCUAAGGCUCGUGCGAAUCUCCUAGACGUGAUGCUAGCAUCCAGCGACUCGUCCCCUUCAUCGUGCGGGUCAUCCCCUGCAGAGCCGCCACCUCCCUAUUCCCGCCUUCACAGACUACAUCGUUCUAGGAGACAGAAGACCGCGGCGGCGCUGCGCAUGCGCGGGCUGGGCGCGCUCCGCCAGCCUCGCCACCGCCGCCCCUCCAUCCUGGGCCGCGAUGGCUUCUUCGUGCGCUACGCGGAGCCGGAGCGCGCCGCCGUCGCAACCUUCGACUUCCUCGAUGACCUCUCCGCCGGAUCCUCCCCUGACCAAGCGUCCAGGCACUGUUCCGAUCGAUCCUCCUAGGCGCGGCUGCUACGCGACGCGACUGACGUGCGAUACAACGCUACAAACGCGUGGUGCAACGCAACAUGCGCGGUAACCGACAGACGCGGUAGAAAAAAUAUUAUUAAAAAUUUUCCCGCAAGGGCUCUUUUAAUAAGAACGUAAAACAAAUGGGUACCUCUUUUGAGUAAAACGCUCUAUGCGAAGUGCAAACAUGUUUUUUGUCUUGUUUUGGUAUGUGUUUUAAAUAGAAAGAGAAGGAUAAAAGACAUUUUCGCCCUUGACGGUAUACAGGGCAUUUUGAAUUGAUUUGUAAAAGAAUAUUUAAUUUUGAGGUACUUGAAUGGAUGGCUGCUUAAUAAAUCACAUAGUGAAAGGAUUUAUCGAUAAAGAAAAUAUUUUUCUACGUCGCUCGCUUGUGAUAUCCGGUCAUUCGACUCUGCUUUAUUGACGUGACGUGAGCCAAAAGUAACUAGUAGCGCGGCAGUCGCGCAAGGCUGCAGCUUGUUAGUGUCCGCCCUUUCGAUUAUUCGAUUCGAUUAGAUCGUAGGUGUAGUCGUAAAUCGAUUUGUAUUAGUUACGAGCACCUAGUAUUAAUGUUCUUCUUAGAUUGUGUAGAAGGGAGAAGUACAGAGAUAUUGAGGCGUGGAUGUGGUUUUAUGUGUUGGCGCUCGGGUUGAUUUGUUUGUUGAAUUUUGGAGAGAAAUGCGCAGUAACUCAAUGUCGAUACAUAAAUAGAGUUGCCAACUUUGAGGGACAAAAUUUAAAGUACUUAUUAAUGAAAUUAUUUUUUAUAUGUAUUUAAACUGAAAUAUAAAAUCUAUUUUAGAUUUUUGAAUUCUAAUGAAAUUUGUAAGAGCAUAAGUACAUUCUGAAUAAGCUCUGGUCUCGCCUCUUGAAUAGUUUCAGCUGCAUCGAACCACCAGUUGCUUAGACAAACAAUAGCUGUCAAACUCAAAAUCGUAAUCGAAUAAAAUAAAGAAUUAUACAAAUUAUCCGAAACAAGAAUGUAACAUAAUAAACUUAUUAUUUUUUCUUUAAAGUUGGCACCCCUUAAUAAAUGCAUACUGCUUUAAAUAUUGGUAGGGCGUUAUUACGGCCACCAUUCAUUGCGCUUGAUAAGCGAAACGGCGAAAACAGCUCAAACCCGAUGAUAAACGUUUGAUUACUUCCUGCGGUGUAUAGCUUACGCUUCGAGCCAUUAACUACGAAUUAGGUAAGAAGACGAUAUAUAGUCAGUCACAGAUAUAGCUAUAACAUAUAGCAAACCGUGGUAUUGCUAUAUAUUUACAGAAGAAAAGAAAGGUCAAUCUCCUGCAUCAAAAACGGAUAUAAUUAUGAAUAAAAAAUCUAUCACACUUCUGAUGAUUGAAAUUAGAAAUCGUUUAUUAGUAUAUAUAUAAUAUAUUGUGAUAUGCCUUGCUAUAAUUUAUAUCUAAUAUGCGCGAAGUAGCUAUGUCUGUGAAGGGCUUGAAUAAUGACUAAGUAAAUGAAAGCUGCGGCCUCGAAGUAAUGUGAUAUUUUUGUAUAUACUGUAAGUCCCACUUAUUUUCGUAAACAUUUAAAUGGAUUCCUUUCUAACCGUACGGAGCGUUAAUGUUGGAUUAAAGAGUGUUUCCGCACUAUGUGAUCCGAUUAGAUCAUACAUCCACUCGUGGUUAAGACUUUACAAAGAGUGAUAUAAUGAUGGCAGUUCUGUUGUAUAGAAAUUAAUAAAAUAAACUUGAUUGUCAGGUCAUAAAUUUUUUUUUUAUCCUUUUCCAAAAAAAGAACAUGAUGUAAGGGAAGGCACUAUCUGCUUUUAUACCUGCCAAUAUAGUUUAGUUAAGAGAUUUGUGCUCAACAGACUUGUCACCAAUGUGCAACAUACGCUGAGAGAAUAAGAUACUUCAAAAUAA
Molecule: messenger RNA, 6318 nt
Organism: Pararge aegeria (speckled wood butterfly)
Lineage: Eukaryota; Metazoa; Arthropoda; Insecta; Lepidoptera; Nymphalidae
Exons: 13
Coding region: 332-4441 (1369 amino acids)
Source: RefSeq, a predicted model, not a curated record